Molecule: messenger RNA, 3296 nt
Organism: Erpetoichthys calabaricus (reedfish)
Lineage: Eukaryota; Metazoa; Chordata; Cladistia; Polypteriformes; Polypteridae
Gene: adam19b
Product: ADAM metallopeptidase domain 19b
Exons: 22
Coding region: 262-2724 (820 amino acids)
Biological process (GO): membrane protein ectodomain proteolysis
Molecular function (GO): metalloendopeptidase activity
Source: RefSeq, a predicted model, not a curated record
CAGGCGGCCCACCCAGACUUGAAUGGGGUUGACAGCAGGACUGUUCGCCAUUCUGAGAAGAGUGGCCGGUAAGCGGAGGACGGCCGUCAGUCGGCUUAGAGCGUGAAGGCGGCCCCAGUUCACUUCCCCAUUCUCUGCUGACUUGCACAGGGCUCCUGCGGCGCUAGCGGCAGACAGAAGGAGUGAGUGAGUAUACCUGAGCAUCCUCCAUCUCCUCCAGCACAGCAGCCCUCGCCAGGGCCGUCUGUAAGGAACCCCGCAAUGAUCGACGGAGCCGCGGCUUUCUUCUGCUUAGCCAGCGUGGUAGUGUGGGGCUGCGAGGCGGCUGGCAUCGAUCAAACGUCUUCCACGGAUCUCUUUCCCCACGCACUCAUUCGACCCCGGUGGCUGAAGAAAGAGGGGAGCGGAGGUGAGCGACCCAUGAGAGCUGAAAUCCAGAUUCAAGUGCAGGGAAGGGAUCUGCUUUUACAGAUUGAAAGAAAUGAGCAUCUUUUUGCUUCAGGCUACAGAGAGAUGUGGUACAGCCCCUCCGGAGAACUUCAGACGUCAACACCGCCGACUGAAGACCACUGCUUUUACCAUGGCAGCGUGCUGGGACUGGAGCAGUCAGAUGUGGUGCUCAGCACCUGUGGAGGACUACGGGGCCUGAUAGUUGUGAACAGCAGCCUGAGCUUCAUGAUAAAGCCGCUGAAGGAGGGCGAUGAGAGGCACGUGAUCUACCAAAGCGAACAUACGGGCCUGCAAGGGUGGUCCUGUGGCCACCAGCACCUAAACAGCCCGGCCAGAGAGAGAGGUAGUGCUUUCCAGGAAUCGCUUAUCAGGGAUAGGAGGGACACACUGAAGAAUUCCCGAUACGUUGAGCUUUUCUUGGUGGCUGAUCACACAGAGUUUCAGAAUCACAAAAGAAACUAUGAAGAUCUGCAGAGGAAACUGUUAGAUGUGGCCAACUACGUUGACAAGUUUUACAGGAGCUUCAGUAUCCGAGUCGCGCUGAUUGGCCUGGAGAUUUGGACGGACCAGGAUAAGAUUGCCGUCUCUGAGAACCCGUACACCACGCUGAGCAACUUUCUGUCAUGGAGAAGGAAGCAGUUCUCUCGGAUUAGGAAUGACAAUGCCCAGCUGAUCACUGGCGUUCGCUUUAGUGGAUCUACGAUUGGCUUAGCACCUCUCCUGGUCAUGUGCUCGGAGUACCAGUCUGGGGGCAUCAACUCUGAUUACUCUCAAAGUGUUCUUGGUGUGGCAAGCACAAUCGCUCAUGAGAUGGGACACAACUUCGGGUUGAACCACGACUCCGAAGGCUGCUGCACAGCUAAUCCUGAUGAUGGCGGAUGCAUCAUGGCUAAAGCCAGUGGACAUCCAUUCCCCAAGACGUUCAACCAGUGCAACAAAAGGGACCUCAAGACGUUUCUGGACUCGGGAGGCGGAAAGUGUUUGUCUAACAUGCCCAACACCAAGACUAUGUAUGGGGGCCAGCGAUGUGGCAAUGGCUACCUGGAAGAAGGCGAGGAGUGUGACUGUGGGGAAGCCGAGGAGUGCACCAGUGCUUGCUGUAAUGCCAACAACUGCACGCUGAAGGUGGGAGCAGAGUGUGCCCAUGGGGAGUGCUGUGACCGCUGCAAGCUGCUGAGCGCAGGGACACUGUGCAGAAGUGCCAGCGGGCCAUGUGACCUCCCGGAGUACUGCAGUGGAAGCUCAGAGUUCUGCCCCGCCAACUUCUACCUUUUGGAUGGCACCGAGUGCAAUGGCGGAAGGGCCUACUGCUACAGCGGCAUGUGCCUGUCUUUCGAGAGUCAGUGUGCAUCCCUCUGGGGACAAGGAGCACAGCCAGCUCCAGCAAUCUGCUUUGAGGACAUUAACAAAGCAGGUGACAUGUAUGGCAACUGUGGCAAGGACCUGAAGGGUCAGUACAAGAAAUGCCAACCAAGGGAUGCCAAAUGUGGGAAAAUCCAAUGCCUGUCUUCAGCGGACAGGCCACUAAAGACCAAUGUGGUGGCCAUUGAUACUAGGGUCUGGCACAAGGGGAAGAAGAUCAAAUGUCGUGGGACUCAUGUCUACCAGUCGGAGAUGGAGGGAGACACUCUGGAUCCUGGUCUCGUCAUGACAGGGACCAAAUGUGGGGACAGUCAGAUCUGCUUUAAUGGUGAAUGCCGAAACCUGACUUUUCUCCAGACUGAGGAAUGUUUGAAAACUUGCCAUGGACACGGGCUCUGCAACAACAUCCGUCACUGCCACUGCGACGUGGGCUGGUCUCCUCCAUUCUGUGAUGUUCCUGGUGGUGGUGGCAGCGUUGACAGUGGCCCUGUGUCAUCCUCCAGGAAUCUCUGGCACCUUCUGUGGAUCUCUGUGGUCAUCAUCUGCUUGGCGGUCCUGGGGCUCGUCAUAUACAAGUUCAAGGAUCGGCUCCUGCUGAAGCUAAAGGAACGCAGGGCAAAUGCAGCAUCCAAGGAGCCACCUGUGCCAGGCAGCCAUGCCAACCCUCUGUUUGUAGGGGUGGUGCAACACAGAAACGGCCACAGCUCUGGGGGUACACCUCCAGCUCCAGUGGGCUCACAUCUGGGCACAUCUGUGGCUCCACCUCCCACCAACAUGCGACUCCCUGCCCCUCCUGCAGUGCCCACCAACAGAACCACAAUGGAGAAGCUGCACCAAGGACCACCCAGCCGCCCACCCCCUCCAUGUCCCAUCAAGAGGCCUCGGCAGGAUGAAGCUGAACACAAAAGAUGAAGAAGAAUCUGAAGGAUUUGUUGCACUUUUUUUCAUAUACACGUUUGCCUUCUCAUGUGACUCAAAAGGCCAAAAAUGAUAUGCAAAUGCAAUUUUCUGGAAACGGCUUUUUUUCUAAAUUAUAUUUAUAUGGUUGGACAUUUUUUCAGCAAGUCUGUCAAACGUAAAGCAAAAACCUUGGGACUCUUGGGCUUCUCUGGCGGUUGGUGUCCAGCAGAGGGUGCUGUUUCGCCAGAGUUCACACCUGCUCUCCAGAAGGCUGACCGCGCCGGGCGAGUCCGGAAGCGCCGCAUGGGAGAUUAGAGAAGCCGCUUAGUCCUGUGAGCGCUCCUCAGCUUCGGGCUCGUAACGAGGAGAUCACUUGUGAAGACCACUUGACAACAAGCUGACAACAAGCGAGAAGCGCAUUGAUCUUCACUACCGUACAACUCACCGGUAAGCCGUCCGUCUGUUGAGCAACGUUCAAUCCACUGUACUUUUUUAAUAGUCAUUUUUACAGAUUGAACAUAAUUUUUUAUCAAUAAAUUCUGAAAACAAUGUAAUUUCUCAAUAAAGACACUUUACUCCUCGUA